AUGACGGCUGUCGCAAGCGCUCCCAUCAUGAGCAACCACGAUUCAGGAACUGAGGGGGCCGAGCAAAGCCCUUCGCGUUUCACGGCGGUCAAUGGCAAGGAACCGACUAUCCCCGCGCCGGCAGCGGUGAAUUCGACCUUACCGCACCCGCCAGAUGCCCCGCCAAGCCUGGAACCCCAUGAUCCUCCGGUGAAACGCGAUGUAGAGAGUGCGGAUGAUCAGCAGUCCCUUGCAUCGUCACCCGAGGUGUCAACCUAUAACAAGCAUAAGCGGAAAAGGUCCGAGUCUGGAGAGCAGGACUCCCGCCAGUCAUCUGAGCAUGAGCAUAUGACGAGCCGACCCAUGAACUUUCCUCCAGGUUCAGAUGCCUUGCGGAACUCCAAUGGCGCCGGGUCCGGCUCUGCCUCAGAUAUGGAGCCUAAUCACCCUGGGGGCCGGUCAGACCAGGAAACAGGCCCGGGUUCCUCGAACGGCCCCUGGCCCGAAUACGAUUCCCAGCUGGUAAGCCAGGCGCAAUGCGCUCAGCAAAUGGAUUCAUCCGACGUGCAGCUGGCAGAUGCUCUCCAAGAGGCGCAUGGACAGGAUUCUAGUCCGAGGAAUCUCAGUGCGAGCCGACUGACACCUGGCCCCCCAAUGCAGUCCGCCUCCUCUCCGGCGUACUCUUCAGAACGAGCUGGAACGGCAGUUCAAGUGGCACCGAAGCGGAAAAGAGUCUUUAGCAAUCGGACCAAGACGGGUUGCAUGACCUGCCGAAGGAGGAAAAAGAAAUGCGAUGAGCAGCACCCUGCCUGCAACAACUGUCUUCGCGGGGGCUUUUUAUGCGAAGGCUACACUUCGCGAAGUACAUGGCAAAAGCCCUCAGGAUCCAAAGCGCCAGUACCAUUACAAUCUAAAGAAGGUUAUCCCGAGAUGACCGCUCAAUAUGUACCUGAGGCUGCAUCACAUCAUGAACGUCCCUUAACCGAACACAUGGAUUCACGAAAAAUGCGACCCAUCGUUGAUGAAAAUGAACGACCGGCUUCACAAUACAAUACCAGCCCCACGGAAGGGGGCUCGAAUCAGCACCCUUCCUGGUCAAAACGAGGAUGGCCCGGCACGACCAGUCACUCGCCAUAUGUAUCAGAGCAUCUAGCGAAACCCGAUUUCCGCGAAAUCCCGUCCCUGCAUGAGCUUCCCCGGGAAGGUCCAUCAAAGCCCGAGUAUCCGGUCGUGCCGCCGAUUCGAGAAAUCUCUCACGGGCCGCCCCCGAAGUCGAAUAUACCCUUGUUCCAGGGACCUCCUGAGCAAAGACCUCUUCCUCCCACGACCAUGGAUGCAAGCAGCCCGCAGACACAAGCGAGAAUGGCCCUGAGCAUCGAAAAUCAGCUUUCUACCCACCCGGUUCCCGCGGAGGAUACAGAGAGAGAUAGGAUGGUCCGUGGGGACUACUAUCGGCCAUUUGAAAUGCAAUUAAUGGAAGACAGAGAUCGCUGUAAACGAGCGCUGUGGAGAUUCAACAACGCGUGCAGUCCGUUCUCUGGGGUCAGCUCCAAAGAACAGAACCGCUUAUUGAAGGAAGUGUUGGUCCCGCCGUCCAAUUCUGCAGCGAGUUCGCCGGGUACCAGUUCACCAGGAACUCGCCACGGGCCUGCUAUCGGGACUGGCGCCAUUGUCGAGGCACCAUUCAAUUGCCACUAUGGAUACAACAUCACAAUUGGAGAGGAUGUAAUGAUCUCUCACAAUUGCCUGUUUGUUGACGACUGUGGCAUCAGCAUCGGAGCCCAUACAUGGAUUGGGCCUAAUGUCUCUAUCCUAAGCUCUAUGGCUCAUUCCAGUAUGCAGGAGCGCAAAGGCACUCAAAGCCGGUACCAAGGCCGCCGGGUCCACAUUGCCGAGGACUGCUACCUUGGUGCGGGAUGUACGAUCUUCCCCGGCAUCACUUUGUAUAGGGGUGCGUAUGUCGCACCUGGAGAGGUCGUCAAGAGCGACAUUGUGGCCUACGGCUUUCAGGGAUUCAAGCCCAACUACAUGUAG
Messenger RNA from Penicillium chermesinum, 2013 nucleotides. RefSeq lists its product as uncharacterized. The transcript has 2 exons. Lineage: Eukaryota; Fungi; Ascomycota; Eurotiomycetes; Eurotiales; Aspergillaceae. Gene Ontology annotation, biological process: regulation of DNA-templated transcription. Gene Ontology annotation, molecular function: DNA-binding transcription factor activity, RNA polymerase II-specific; zinc ion binding; acetyltransferase activity. The coding region runs from base 1 to 2013 and encodes 670 amino acids. The record is from RefSeq and is a predicted model, not a curated record.